GUGGGUGGGUAUCACUCGGAAAAGGGACGGAUCGCGGGGCGGUGCGGGGGAGGGGGGACUGGCUGCUCCGCAGUGCGAAGGGCAUGGACAUUGCGGUUCUCGCAACUUGUUCCAGCCACGUGUUAGUAGUCGGAACCUCCCGCAACGGUGGAGGCCGGCGAAAACGCGACGCCACACGUGGGGUUGGGUCUCAGGGGAAGGGGGUGGGUAUCCCUCGGGAAAGGGACGGUUCGCGGGGUGGGUCGUCGGGUGGAAUGGGCGGGUUCCCCCUUUCUGUGGGUCUGCUCCCUCUCUGCUCCUCUUUCGAGGGGAGUCGAGGCGGAGCACUCCUUCAGCGCCUCCACCGGGCCCCGAUCCGAGCUCCCCAGCUCGGCGGAACCGGAGGGCCCCGAUCCGAGUUCCCCAGCUCGGCGGGAACCGGGGGGCCCCCUCCCAGGGACGGCGCCCAGCGUCCCGAGCUACCCAGCUCGGUGCCGCGGGGAACCGUUCAAUCUAAUCCUAAUCUUCUCAUUCAUUCUUUUUCUUUUUCUUUUCAGCUUUUCAGCUCUUGCCUUUUGGCACGGCCGGCGACCGUAUCGUCUACUUCAACCAUGGCAGGACAUUUUUGCAAAUCUUUUCCGGAGGCUAAACUGCCCCCAAUCGGAUCUCCGGGGAGGCACAAAAAUGCGUCCGUCGUGCGGCGAAGUCUGCGCAUCGCCUCCCAGCAUGCCAGAACAACAUCUCAGGGGACUACAUCGAGGGACCCAAGGAGGGUGGUGCCCUCAAGGGUUCGUAGUCGCCCGCCGUGCGCCGGGGUACUGCCCUCCCGACGAGGGAAAGGUUCCAGCCUUCGCGCUGUCCACGAGGACGUCGAGGACGUCGCAGACAACGCGGGACUGACUGCGCAGCCGAGUCAGCCAACACCGGGAUCUUCAAGAACUUCAACCGGUCGAUGGAUAAAUCAUCUCGAUGCGUUGCAGAUCUCUUUUGGUUUUUGCUUGUGUUUGAAUCAUCAGGCGGUGCGAUUCCUCCUCUGCAAUGAUGAAAUUUCCAUCUCGCUCCUGUAUCUUCUUUACUUUCCCCCGCGCUCGACAACCUAUGACCGCUCGACCCCUGGCCCAAAACAACCCACUGUUGGCAGGGGACCUUUUGGCAUUUUUGCCUAAUUGGGGCGCCACUUUCCGGAAACAUCAACCCCGGGAACACGCCUUUUGACCAAUCGGAAGGGUCAGGUGCCAUCGAUCAGGAUUGUUCUCGACCGUGACCUCUCCCAAACUCGCUCACUCGUCGUUUCGACAUCGAUCAGAUAACACGCGUAUCAGUGCGCUCUAGUUUUUCUCCAUCUUAGAUUCUCACCAUUAAAUAUAAUUCUCGGUUUCUCACUAUUAGAUUCAUUUGAUAACUCAAGUGUUAAAUUCAGUGACCGCUCAUCAUUAUUGUAUUUCGAUAAAACU
Diachasmimorpha longicaudata is the source of this 1433-nucleotide messenger RNA. RefSeq lists its product as uncharacterized. The transcript has 3 exons. Bases 84 to 1145 code for a protein of 353 amino acids. NCBI's taxonomy places the organism in Eukaryota, Metazoa, Arthropoda, Insecta, Hymenoptera, Braconidae. The record is from RefSeq and is a predicted model, not a curated record.